AGAGAGAGAGAGAGAGAGCGGCGCUUGCAGAUCUGUACAGGCAGCAGCAGCAGCAGCAGUGGAGCAGGAGCAUCAGGGCGAGGGGAAGGACUGGCAGCUGAUGUGGCUAUUGCUUCUGUGGAAGCCGGUGACUGUAAGUAGGUGAAUGGGAGUGAAUGGAGAAGAGGAGACACAGUAUGACAGAGUGGAGAGAGUCGAUUAGCUGUGGAAUAAGUAUUGAGUGAAUGUGCAGGAGUCGGGCUGCCGCUCGUAGCUUCCCAUCUCAUCCCGUGUCAGUGACGGAGCCGCAGUGCCAGGGCUCGUUGUCCCCACAGGAGAUCUCGGUGCUUCCCCGGCUUGUUAGAAUGGUGGCGGGUGGCCAGUGGCUGCUGAAGGACAAGUGAUGAGAAGCGGUGCCGGGAUCUUGUCUGGAGGCGCUAGCGCUGUUGCGGCACAGCCUGGAUAAGCUCGGGCUGGAGGGCUCCCUACAACCUGCUGCCCCUCACAUGGAGACUUACAGCGCUGAGCACAAGCUGCAUACCGACAAGAAGAGGCAAAACCGUGCACCGUCCCCAGCCAGACCCUUCCUAAGGGAACCUCAUACCAGAGCGCCCCCCGCCAAGCCCUCCGUGCUGCCCCCCAAAUCCCCGAGCAGCAGCGUCAGGCACCAGUCCCCCGCCGCUCACAGCCGUCUAUCCAGGCGCAGCACAGCGCCAGCCAAGGAGAAGCCAAGCCCGGCCAAGCCCUGCAGCGCUAAAGCCUCGCUCACCAGCAAGAGAGCAUCCCGACCCCCUCAUCAUGGAGCCGCCGAGCCCACCGGUAACAAGGGGGUCACUAGGAGACAACUGCUGGCCGCUCCUUCCUCCCCUCAGCCCUCUGCUCUUGCUCCCACCAGGAGGAGACUACAGGGGCGGGACAACACGUUAGUGACAGGUGCAAGGGUCAGUCACACCGACAGCAGCUCCGACCUGUCAGAUUGUCCCUCGGAGCCCUUGUCCGAUGAACACCGACAGCUACCGGCGCAAAGCAGCGAUAACGAGUCUGGAUGUAGCGAUCAGGCAGCGGCCCGAGCGGAGAGGACGCACAAUGUGGAGACUCACAGGCAGCAACAUGCGGCGACCCCUAGCGAUGAACCUCGAGAGAGCGUGGGGGUCCCCGGUAAGCGCCCAGCAACGCCAAGCCGAGUGCAGGACGAGAAUUUGCUCAGGGAACUGGAGGAGCUGCGCUCUGAGAAUGACUAUCUCAAGGAUGAACUCGAUGAGCUGCGAGCCGAAAUGGAGGAGAUGCGCGACAGCUAUCUGGAGGAAGAUGUUUACCAGUUGCAGGAGCUCAGAAGGGAGCUGGACCAAGCCAAUAAGAACUGCCGUAUUUUGCAGUAUCGUCUCAGGAAAGCAGAGCAAAAAAGCCUAAAAGUUGCACAGACAGGCCAAGUUGAUGGAGAGCUCAUCAGAAGCCUAGAGCAAGAUUUAAAGGUAGCCAAAGAUGUUUCUGUCCGUCUGCACCAUGAGCUGGAAAGUGUGGAGGAGAAACGAAUCAAAACCGAAGACGAUAAUGAAGAACUGCGACAGCAAAUCAUUGAGAUGGAAAUAACUAGACAAGCUUUGCACAAUGAGUUGGACAGAACAAAAGAGAGUACACUAAAAAGGAAAGGAAGCAGAGAGAUGCACAAAGAGAAAAAGAUAAUCAGUCAGGAGGACAAUGCAGAUUUAAAAUGCCAGCUACAAUUUGCUAAAGAAGAAGCAGCAUUGAUGCGGAAGAAAAUGGCCAAACUGGGGAAAGAAAAGGAUGAUUUAGAACAGGAUUUAGAGAAAUACAAGUCAGUAUAUGGGGAUGUGGAUGGCCCUCUCUCAACUGGGGAAACUGGUGGCCCACCCAGCACAAGAGAAGCUGAAUUAAAAUUACGCCUUAAACUGGUGGAGGAAGAAGCUAACAUCUUGAGUAGAAAGAUAGUGGAGCUGGAGGUAGAAAACAGGGGCGUUAAAGCAGAAAUGGAAGACCUCAGGUGUCAAUUAGAAAAAGAGUUUCUAAGCAGGGAGUAUGUUUCAAGCAUUCCUACCUCACCAUAUGGUGAUUCCAUGGAAUCUGCCGCUGAGUUGCAUCGCCAUCUCCAAUUUGUGGAGGAGGAGGCAGAACUUUUAAGGAGGUCGAUUUCUGAGAUAGAGGAUCACAAUAAGCAGCUAACUACUGAACUGAAUAGAUUCAAAUUUGGUCCUGAACAAGAACGUGUCUGGAUUGAUGACAGUGCCUCCAAAUGCAAUGGCCCAGUGCAAGAGGAGCUAAAGUCAGCUAGGAUUCAGAUCAACGAGUUAAGCAGUAAGAUAAUGAAACUUCAAUAUGAAAACCGUGUUUUACUGUCCAAUGUCCAACGCUACGAUCUUGCAUCUCACCUGGGAGUUCGUACAGCAAGUCCACGGGAUAGUGAUGCAGAAAGUGACACAGGAAAGAAAGAAAGUGAUAGUGAUGAUGGACGCCCUACUCAACCAAAGAGAGAAGGACCUAUUGGGGGUGAAAGUGACUCAGAAGAAGCCUAUGAAAAAACAUCAGGAUUUGAGAGUGUCAAGCAAUCAGAAGGCAGUGACCUUUAUGCUUCUGAUAUGAAAAUUAGAGAGAAUGAACACACUUUCUUAAAUAUAAAACGUGAGGCAGAACGUCUAGAAAGGACAUUGGAUCGACUUGUCACAGACACAGAUAGCUUGAUCUAUGAGGCCAAGCUACAGGUGACAAGCAGUUCUGUGGAAGAGAUAUUUCAGAACUAUUCAGAAAAACGAGGUGAUAUUUCAGCUUCUGAAAUCCUGGAAAGCAUAAAUACCAAGAUCAAAGUUUUCAGAAAAGAAUUGCAAAAUUUUAUGGAAGUGGUUGAUCGGGCAGGAGAAGGCCUUAAAGAGCACAUAGAGGACCUUUCCCCAAUGCCUCACCUUACAGAAUCAUCUAGUUUCUUGUCCAAUUUGACUUCAGUGUCUCGGGAUUCACCCAUUGGCAAUCUUGGGAAAGAACUUAUUCCUGACUUUCAGUCCAAACUGAGGGAACAAAUGGAAUAUCAACUGAGCCAUGACCAUGAAGAGGAUACUCAUCAUCUCCUAGUAAAUCAUGAGUCACACCGCAGAGCUGAUGGAGAUUCUAAACACUACAGGCCAGGCGACAAGGGCUAUUUCACGCUAGAGCUCAGUGAUCACGUCUCGCCGGAAAAGAAGGGAACAAUACGUGAGCUGCAGGCUAUUCUAGAUCAAGAAAGGAGGCUACACCUGGAGGAGCACGAGAAGGUGACAGACAGGAUAAUUCAGCUGGAAGAGGAACAUCUAAAAAUGUUACGGAGGAAAGACUUGGAGCUGCAAAGCCUUACUCUGCAGAAUAAACUAGAAGAGAAAACCUGGGGCCAAGAGAAAAUCCUGUUGCAGCAAGAACUGAGGAGCUUUAAAGAGAAUGUAUUUGUUAUGUAUGUCAAGCUAAAAAAGUUACGAAAGCACUGGCAGCAGUGUAGGAGCGGAGAAGAUGUAGAAGUGGGGAACAAGUUCCUUCAGCUUGAUCAAGUAAAUGCCCACCCAGAAUUUUCCAUCCAUCCUGAUUUCAGAGAAAGUGAUCCUGAUUUGGAAGAAGCAGACGAGGAAGAUGACGCUGUCUUUGCCCUCACUGAUUAUUCGCAACAUUCCAUAUUAGAAAGCCGAGAUAGCAGCCCGCAGCUUCAAACAGCAGAGUUAAUACAGCACCAGAAACAGGCAACAGAAAAUCAUAGAUUCCUUGCUGCUUUUAAGGCCUUAUUAGAUGAUUUUCUCUCAGAGCUGACGGAAGAGGUGAGAGAGAAGCAUGAAAUCCAAAAGCAAUAUACAACUGGCAAGGCUGCUUGGCAAGUGGAAGGGGCUGAGCUGAGAUGUCUUCUACAGAAGUAUGAUGACAAGAGACAGCGGAUACCAGGAGAAACCUGUUCCAUUGAACUGAAGUCGUCAGUUAAACUGGAGCGAGAGGAACACAGGAAACUGCUUGCUGAGAGUCACAGCAUGACCAUGGAUCUGCACCGGCAGCUUAAGCAAAGUGAGAAGAAAUGGGGUCGAGAAAAAGUGGAAUUAAUUGACCGGUUUGACAAGGACCGCAGGGAUUGGGAGAGGCAAAGGAAGGAAUUCCAGAGAAAGAUAGAACAACUUCAAAAAGAAACGAGCCCUAGGAGGACCGAAAACUUUCUUAGUGACCAAAAAGAUGGCAGUGCUGGUCAGUUUUCUCCCUCGGCAGCUUUGUGUGCGUCCCACCGACAUGGGACAAGGUCCUUUUCCGAUUCUGAUGACAUGCAACUUGAAGACCAGUUAGUUCCUAAACUGAAGGGAAGUGACCGUUGCUCUGGAUCAGAAAAUCUCUUUCUUGAUGCCCUGUCCUUGGAUUCUGCAGAUGAUGCUGAUAUACCUCAGCCCCACCAGCUGGAACGCGAUAAAUUUGCUGCGGAGGAGGACUUGCAAAAGGGAAGUCUGCAGAGGGUAAUGUCUGUUUCCUCCAUGUCUGAAUUUCACCAGUUGAUGGAGCGUUCGCCAUUUCUUCCUGAUCAGAAUUCAGAUUUUGCUGGUGACAAGGAUGAACUCACUCCUCCUUUGUCGCCCGAUGAUCUAAAGUAUAUUGAAGAAUUUAACAAGAAUUGGGAUUACAGUAAUGUGAACCCGAGCGAUAAAGUGGGAAUUUGCGUGGAAAAUAAGGAAAAUGGCAGAAUUCAGAGAGAUCCAUCUUCGGAAACAUUCCAGUCAUCAUCAUGGUUCCGUACAAAUAGUGUUACUAUGACAACAAAUACACUAACCAACUCCGAACACUGCCUGAAACAGCCACCUCGGAGCCACGCAGUAACAGAUAAAACGGGAGUUCGAGUCUUUCAAAGCCCACCUGUGGUUCGUAGGUUUGAUAAAGUUCCCAUAUGCAGUAACGAAGAGAAGACGCAGGUUGACCGAGAUUUGAUGUUUUCUGCGACCAAAGCUGAAGCAAAAAAUGGGGCAACUGAGGUGUUUGGAAGGUGGCCUAGUGAUCUAAACAAACAUCACAGUGGUUUUCAUCCCAUAGAACGACCUGUUUGUACUACUGUGAGCUAUGCUUCUUCUUUGCACAAUAUAGAGCUGUCAAGGAAUAUGAGUGAUGACAUGAAAGAAGUUGCCAAUUCUGUUAGACAUGCAAUUCUAACCACCUCAGUUGAAUCUCAAUUCAGAGAUAUCGCCUGUCAAACCAAUGGUUUAAAGAGUACUGGUACACAAACCACACAAACGAUUAGUGUAGGCUUGCAGACUGAAACUUUGCGUAGCAUCACCAGCAGUCCACACAAGUGUCUGACUCCAAAGGGAGGUUCUACCCCUGUGUCAUCGCCUUCACGCAGUUUACGGAGCAGGCAAGUGGCUCCAGCAAUUGAAAAGGUACAGGCAAAGUUUGAACGCUCAUGUUGUUCACCCAAAUAUGGUUCUCCGAAACUGCAGAAGAAAAUUCUUCCAAAGACAGAUCAGCAAGUGAAUCGUUCCACUGGGGUUAAUCUUCAGAAAGGAUUCAAUGAAUCAGCAUGGGCCAGAUCAACCACAACAAGGGAAAGUCCUGUUCACACUACAAUUAAUGAUGGUCUUUCCAGCUUGUUCAAUAUCAUUGACCAUAGCCCUGUAAAUUGUGACCAUGAGCAGAUAUUGUCUAGGCCUAGUAGCAGAUCUCGGUCAGCAGAACCCAGACCAGAAUUUGGGACCACUUCAGAAGUGUAUAUGGAUAUAAGGGGCAGAUCACCUAGCCCUGUACACAUUGCCUGUGACUUUCAAAGGGAACAAAAUGCUGAUAUCAACCCUGGUAGACAAGACCUAUCUGCCCCUGCAGGUUACACACUGACAGAAAAUGCUGCAAGAAUAUUAAACAAGAAAAUGUUAGAAGAUCAGAGCCCAAACAGUCCGUCUAGAAGUUUCAGAGACAAUACAGCUGCAGAGAUCCUAAAAGUCGAUCAAAGUUCUAUAGAGGAGCUGCCAAGUUCUGCGUUAGCUCCAACGUUGGAAUCCAGUUUCUCCAGACCAGAGAGACCAGCGAAUCGACGCCUGCCUUCCCGAUGGGCUUCAUAUUCUCCAUCUGCCUCCAGAGCUCCCUCCAGAGCUGAUCUGACUUCAUGCGAUGAACAGGGAAUUGAAACACGAGGAUGAUGAGAAGCAGACAAAUGACACCAAUUGGCAUGUAAAAUCAACAAUGUAACCCAGUGUGCUUCAUACCACACUCCUAGUGCUCAGUCGCUGCCAACAGAGACACGUUGUGUUUUUAUAACAAGAGGAAACGCAAUCACUGAAUGUCCAAGCCGUGGUCAUAAAUCGGGACAUCUAUUGUGCCUGUAUGAAACAUCUGUGUUUAUGUCCCAUCGCCGCUUAUUUCAGAAAAUGUACAGUGAAUUUGACCCUUAACACCUAUGAAAUGAAUGCUCUCUUAACUCUCAGUGCUGGCUGCCUUUUUAUUAUUUUUGCACUCUUUUCUUGUGUUUGUCCUUUUUUUUAUCACUUUUAUCUGUGUUUAUGUCUCUUGCCCAUUUUUUUUUACUUUCGGUGUCAGAAAAUACAGAGACGUUAUUUUUUAGGUCUGACGUUUGUUAUAUGAGAAACCAUCCCGCCAGCUGGAUAGAAUUGUAAGAAAAACAAAGACUGGCAAAAAAAAAAUAUCUUAUCAAGUUGGCUGUAUGCAAAAAAAAAAUAGAAAAAUGUCACUUGAUAGCCGAUCCCAGCACUUUAGUGCAUGUACACCAUGAUAGUUCAUCAGAAUGAAGCCGAGUUUUGCUGUAAUAUUGUUGUGUUUUUAUGUACUGUAAUUUUAUUGUUCGGUUUCUUGCACUGACUACACGGGAAAUGACUUUUAACUUAAUCUCCACCAGCUAUGUAUGUACAUCUCUCUGUGAAGUUUCAUGGACAUGCCGAGGCAUAAUGAAAUGUAAAGGAUACCGUCUGAUACCGUAUGUACCAGGCUUGGAAUGAAAAUAAAAUACUUAGCAUUUA
Molecule: messenger RNA, 6938 nt
Organism: Xenopus laevis (African clawed frog)
Lineage: Eukaryota; Metazoa; Chordata; Amphibia; Anura; Pipidae
Gene: mtcl1.S
Product: microtubule crosslinking factor 1 S homeolog
Exons: 15
Coding region: 486-6104 (1872 amino acids)
Biological process (GO): regulation of autophagy; microtubule bundle formation; establishment or maintenance of epithelial cell apical/basal polarity
Cellular component (GO): lateral plasma membrane; spindle pole; midbody
Molecular function (GO): microtubule binding
Source: RefSeq, a predicted model, not a curated record